This is a messenger RNA of Synchiropus splendidus (mandarinfish), 5078 nucleotides long. RefSeq names its product Ras protein-specific guanine nucleotide-releasing factor 2a (gene rasgrf2a). The record is from RefSeq and is a predicted model, not a curated record. Gene Ontology annotation, cellular component: plasma membrane. The transcript has 29 exons. Gene Ontology annotation, biological process: positive regulation of GTPase activity; Ras protein signal transduction. Gene Ontology annotation, molecular function: protein binding; guanyl-nucleotide exchange factor activity. Lineage: Eukaryota; Metazoa; Chordata; Actinopteri; Syngnathiformes; Callionymidae. Bases 277 to 4224 code for a protein of 1315 amino acids.
CCUCUCGACGUCUGUUUGGGUCUCCGGUUCUGCUCCUGCGUGGACUCGGCGGCUCCGACUCUGCGUGCGUGGGUGGGUGGGUGUUGCGGAAAGUUCGGAGCAUGGGGCCGUCGUGAGAGACUCGGCAGCGGACCGGACCGGCCAGCUGGAGACUCGGUGCACCGGGAUAAACCCGGAUUACCACCGCCCGCUGCCCGGACCCACGAGCCUCGACUGAGUCCGGGAUGUGACCGAACCGCUGACGCUCGCGAAGCCAAAACUCCAAAGUGACUUGAGAUGCAGAAGAGCGUGCGCUACAACGAGGGCCACGCCCUCUACCUGUCCGCGGUGGCGCGAAAAGAAGGAACCAAGCGAGGAGUGAUGAGCAAGAAGACCGCGGAGAACAGCCGCUGGGCCGAGAAGUUCUUCGCGCUCUACCAGAACCUCCUGUUCUACUUCGAGAACGAGCAGAGCUCCAGGCCGUCCGGGAUCUACCUGCUGGAGGGCUGCACCUGCGAGCGCUCCCCGGCGCCCAAAGUGGCUGCCGUCAGCAGGGAGGCGCCAGAGAGGCCGCAGUUCUACUUCCUGGUGGUCUUCGGUCAUGACAGUCAGAAACCUCUGGAGCUGCGAACUGACGAAGAGUCGGACUGUAAUGAAUGGGUGGAGCUGAUCAUGCAGGCCAGCUACUCCGACAUCAUCAUCGAGCGUGAGAUCCUGAUGCAGAAGUACAUUCACCUGGUCCAGAUCAUGGAGACAGAGAAGAUCGCAGCCAACCAGCUCCGGACUCAGCUGGAGGACCAGGACACCGAGAUUGAGAGGCUGAAGGCAGAGAUUCUCCUCCUGAACAAAACCAAAGAACGACUGUGGCCACUGCAGAACAACCAGGACGAAGAAGACCCUGACAUUAAGAAGAUCAAGAAGGUCCAGAGCUUCAUGCGUGGCUGGCUCUGUAGGAGGAAGUGGAAGAUCAUCGUACAGGACUACAUCUGCUCGCCGCACGCUGAGAGCAUGAGGAAGAGGAACCAGAUCGUCUUCAACAUGGUGGAGGCUGAGACAGAGUACGUCCACCAGCUGUCCAUCCUGGUCAAUUGCUUCCUGCGGCCACUCAGAAUGGCCGCCAGCUCUAAGAAGCCGCCCAUCAGUCACGACGACGUCAGCAGCAUCUUCCUCAACAGCGAGACCAUCAUGUUCUUGCACGAGAUCUUCCACCAAGGACUGAAGGCUCGCAUUGCUAACUGGCCCACGCUGGUUCUGGCCGACCUGUUCGACAUCCUGCUGCCGAUGCUCAACAUCUACCAGGAGUUUGUGAGGAACCAUCAGUAUAGUCUGCAGGUGCUGGCCAACUGCAAACAGAACCGAGACUUUGAUAAGCUGCUCAAACAGUACGAGUCCAAUGCCGCCUGUGAGGGUCGGAUGCUGGAGACCUUCCUCACGUACCCCAUGUUCCAGAUUCCUCGCUACAUUAUCACACUGCAUGAGCUGCUAGCUCACACGCCACAUGAGCAUGUGGAGCGCAAGAGUCUGGAGUUUGCCAAGUCCAAACUGGAAGAGCUGUCCAAGAUGAUGCACGAUGAGGUCAGCGACACUGAGAACAUCAGGAAAAACUUAGCCAUUGAGAGGAUGAUCGUGGAGGGGUGCGACAUCCUGCUGGACACCAGCCAGACCUUCGUCAGACAAGGUUCUCUGAUCCAGCUGCCAUCCAGCAGCGAGCGGGGCAUGCUCAGCAAGGUGCGACUGGGUGCGCUGUCGCUCCGGAAGGAAGGGGAGCGCCAGUGCUUCCUGUUCACCAAACAUUUCCUGAUCUGCACGCGGACGUCCGGUGGGAAACUUCACCUGCUGAAGCAAGGAGGCACGCUGAGUCUGAUAGAGUGCACGCUGAUCGAAGAACUGGACGCCAGCGACGAAGACUACAAUGCCGCAGGACAAGGGUUGAACCACCUGGAGUUUAAAAUUGUGGUGGAGCCUCCGGACGGUCAGUCCUUUUGCGUGGUACUGCUGGCCCCGUCACGCCAGGAGAAGGCCGCCUGGACCAGCGACAUCAGUCAGUGCAUCGAUAACAUCAGGUGCAACGGUCUGAUGACCAGUGUGUUUGAAGAGAAUUCUACAGUUUCUGUGCCGCACAUGAUCAAGUCAGAUGCUCGUCUGCAUAGAGACGACGUGGAUAUCUGCUUCAGCAAGACGCUGAACUCCUGCAAGGUGCCACAGAUCCGGUAUGCCAGCGUGGAGCGCCUGCUGGAGCGCCUGACGGACCUGCGCUUCCUGUCCAUCGACUUCCUCAACACCUUCCUGCACACCUACAGAAUCUUCACCACCGCUGCCGUUGUCAUCGACAAGCUGGCUGACAUCUACAAGAAGCCUUUUACCUCCAUCCCUGUCAGGAUUGAGCAGCUGUCAUGUGACCGUCUGUCCAUCAUGUCUCUGUGUCCUGACUACAGUCUGAAGAUCACUCAACUGGCUCUGGAUCAGUCCAAGUCGUUGGAGCUCUUCUUUGCCACCAACCAGAGCUCGUGGGGGACGGACCCCUUGAACAACAAGUCUCCUAGGCUUCUCCGAAAAUUUUCCUCCCCUCCUCCGCUCUCCAUCCCAUCUCGCACCUCCUCCCCAGUGCAUUCCCGCAAACUCUCCCUGAGCUCCCCAAUCAGCUCCAAAGUGGGAGUCUUGGAUCUGUCUGCCACUCCGUCCUCGUCUGCUGCCAGCUCUCCCACGUCCAGCCACUGCCCCUCCAUUUCUUCUCCGCCUCCAGGUUCCACCAGACCCCCGUCCGGCUUCUCCUCCCCUCCGCCUACUGCCACACGCUCUCCCAGCCUUCCCCAGUCCUCCCCGCCCCCAACUAUGACCAAGGCCCCCCUGGACCUCAGUCGCGGUCCCAGUUCCCCUGAGCUCUGUCCUCCUGCUGGGGAUGAUAUCAGUGGUGACCUUCCUCGCAUCGACGCCUUCUGCGGGAAGCUGAGGCGCAGCAUCCGCCGGGCUGUUCUGGAGUCAGUUUCCCUGGACAAGUUUAUUCCUGAGACUCCCCCCACCAGUGAAUCAGGUGACCUGUCUCCCUGUCGCUCACCAUCUACUCCCAGACACCUGCGCUACCGACAGUCAGGAGUCACGCCUGGGGAGAACUCUCGCUGCACCAUGUCACCGGCGUCUGCGUUUGCGAUCGCCACGGCGGCUGCGGGACACGGCAGCUCACAGACAUUCAGUAACUCGGACAAGACCUGCGAUAAAGAGUUCAUCAUCCGCAGGGCAGCGACCAACCGAGUCCUCAACGUGCUGCGACACUGGGUCUCCAAACACUCGCAGGACUUCGAGAUGAACACAGAGCUGAAGCUGGGCGUCAUCUGUCUUCUGGAGGAGGUUUUGAAGGACCCAGAUCUUCUGCCUCAAGAAAGGAAGGCCACAAGCAACAUUCUGAAUGCUCUUUCCCAGGAGGAUCAAGACGACACACAGCUGAGAAUAGAAGACAUUUUGCAGUUGAAAAACUGUCCACUGCUUCACUUCAUCGUGGCUGAUAGCCCGAAAGCUGAGUGUUUCGAGUCUCUGUCAGCGAUGGAGCUGGCCGAGCAGAUCACUCUCCUGGACCACAUCGUCUUCCGCAGCAUCCCAUACGAAGAGUUCCUAGGCCAGGGCUGGAUGAAGGUGGACAAGACCGAGCGGACCCCGUUCAUCAUGAAGACGAGCCAACACUUCAACAACAUGAGCAACCUGGUUGCGUCGCAGAUCAUGGCUCACAUGGAAGUGGGCUCGCGGGCCGGGUCCAUCGAGAAGUGGCUGGCGGUGGCCGACAUCUGCCGCUGCCUCAACAACUACAAUGGCGUGCUGGAGAUCACGUCAGCGCUCAACCGCAGCGCCGUCUACAGGCUGAAGAAGACCUGGGCCAAAGUGUGCAAGCAGACCAAGGCGCUGAUGGACCGGCUGCAGAAGACCGUCUCCUCUGAGGGAAGGUUCAAGAACCUGAGGGAGACCCUGAAGAACUGCAACCCUCCGUGCGUCCCGUACCUGGGCAUGUACCUGACUGACCUGGCCUUCAUUGAAGAGGGCACGCCCAACUUCACAGAGGAAGGUCUAGUCAACUUCUCCAAGAUGAGGAUGAUCUCUCACAUCAUCAGGGAGAUCCGGCAGUUCCAGCAAGCUCCGUACCGGAUUGAGCACCAGCCCAAGGUGACCCAGUUCCUGCUGGACAAAAGUCUGGUGAUGGAUGAAGACACUUUGUACGAGCUGUCCCUGAAGCUGGAGCCCCGAGUCCCGCCCGGUUGACAAGCUCGGGUCUUUGGUGCCUUCCCCCCAAGGUCCAAUCCAGAGCCAACCCACUGGCCACUGCCACUCUUCCACCCAGAUUUAUUUAAGCAUUCGUUUUUCCUGUGAGGAUUUGUGGCACCUCCUGGAGGUGGAACUGCAGCCACUCUUGAGGAGUCACCCUCUAGUGGUCCCCCGCUGCUGCAUUCUCCUUCUGGACCGGGAACCUCACACCAACCUUUGUCCACCACUCAGAGCUUCUCUCUGGUCUGUCAACGUGCAAUGGUGGAAGUGACCUCAAACGACCUUGCCAAAACUGUUGCCGGCGCCACCAACUGAAGACACGUUCCUCAGUGGUCUGCCAGGUCGGACCUGGCACUCAGCGAUGACAUCUCAUGCAGCGCCGACGCUUGUCUUCUUGUUUACACUUUCCCUUGAAACUGUUUGGGAGGCGAGUUGAGUGUGGUGACUCGUCGACUCGCCAGUGGACUCUGGGUGUUUUAGAACAGUAGAAUGUGCACUUGUAAAGUUGCUCAGGCUUUUGUUGUCACAGGCUUCUGCUACCUGUUUGUUGUCUGUGUCUCUUGUUUGUCGGAAACAUCAGAAAUAUUUGUGGAAACGUUUUCUACCGUUCGUGUUGAGUUCCUAAAUUUCACUUCGUUACGUUUCAAAUAAAAGUCCUAAAAGAAGUGAGCCUGCAUGAGUGUUUGUGUUAACACAAAAUGUGGGACAUUUUUUAGAACACAUAACAGAGUGGAACAGAGUAGAUAGGGGACAGUCUACCAACUGGGGACAACGCUGGGUUUCGACGAUUAGAUAAGCCUCAAUUUGAGGAACUUCAAAAUAACUGACUUUCAAUUGGGUUCAGAGUCCUA